GAGGAGUGGCAGCGGGAGGAGGAGGAGGCGCAGCGCAAGCGGCAUCGCGUCGGCAGUGCCUCCGCGCCGAGCGCCGCGGCGGCCGCGGAGGGGGCCGCCGACGAUAAUAGCCAGGAGCGGUCCCUGAGGGCCGAGCUCGCGAAGGUCCUGGAGGAGAAGAGGCUGGCCAGCGAGGCGGAAGACUUCGACGCGGCGCACGCGGCCAAGGAGCGCGAGAGUCGGCUUCUUGCCCGGCUCGGCGAGCUGGGCGCGCCUGGCGGAGGUGCGCCAGAGCCCGCCGCGGGGUCCCCCGACCCGCAGGCCGAGGUGCGGGCGGCGGAGGCCGAGCUGGAGGCGGCGAGGGCGGACAAGAGGGCCGCGAUCCAGCGGGAGGACCCGGGGACUACGACGCGGCCGACGACGCGAAGAGGAGGGAGGGCGAGCUGCUGGCGAGGCUGGACGGGCUCCGGGCCAGCCCGGGCGGGGGCACGGCGGCGGCUCCCGCCAGGAGGGCGGCGCUGGAGGAGGAGAGCUCGCGCGGGUGCGCGCCUCGAAGCGCGAGGCGGCGGAGUCCGAGGACCGGGGGACUUCGACGCCGCGCAGGCCCUGAAGGCGCGCGAGGACGCCCUGCUCCGGGAGCUGCAGUCGCUGCAGGCCGGGCCGCCCGCGGCGGAAGCGGGCGCGCAGAGGCGGCGCCUGGAGGCCCAGCUGGCGGGGCUGCGCGAGAGGAGAAGGCCGCGGCCGUGA
Prorocentrum cordatum is the source of this 726-nucleotide messenger RNA. NCBI's taxonomy places the organism in Eukaryota, Dinophyceae, Prorocentrales, Prorocentraceae. The record is from the annotation of a GenBank genome assembly.